GCCAUGUCCAGAGUAAUAAGCAGCGAUGAUAAUUACAGUCCAGUGAUACAGCAGCAAACUAUCCUGGCUUUUGGGGAAACCUCUUCCCUACUUUGGAUGGGCAAUCCUAGCUCAAGUUACUGGUGUGAAACAGGAGGAAAUGGUAGAGACAAGGGUCAGAACCGCGUCAAACGACCCAUGAAUGCAUUCAUGCUGUGGUCUCAAGACCAAAGGCGCCGGGUGGCUCUAGAAAAUCCCAAAAUGCAAAAUUCUGAGAUCAGCAAGAGGCUGGGAAACCAGUGGAAAAUGCUUACAGAAACCGAAAAAUGGCCCUUUUUUGAGGAGGCACAGAGGCUACGCGAGGAGCACCGAGAGAAAUACCCGGACUAUAAAUAUAGACCUCGUCGGAAGACCAAGGUACCACUGAAAAAUGACACAUCGCACCCCGCAGGUUCCUUUUCAAUACCACGCAGCCAGGUGCAUGUGGACGGGCGGUUGAACCCCAUCACAUACAGGAACAUCUCUACCAAAAUUACACACUUAAGAAUGCAGGACCAGCUAAGUAGCUCACAAACCGCGAUGUUAGUUAGCUCCGUGCUGGGACAGGAGCAGGGCAGUAGCUCCGCAGAACUGGGUGAAAAUCGGGCAACAAACUUCAACUGGGAGAAAUUUGAGUCAGAAUCCCUCAAGAAAAAAGGCUAA
Molecule: messenger RNA, 681 nt
Organism: Myotis davidii
Lineage: Eukaryota; Metazoa; Chordata; Mammalia; Chiroptera; Vespertilionidae
Product: sex-determining region Y protein-like
Exons: 2
Coding region: 4-681 (225 amino acids)
Biological process (GO): positive regulation of transcription by RNA polymerase II; anatomical structure morphogenesis; negative regulation of transcription by RNA polymerase II
Cellular component (GO): nucleus
Molecular function (GO): DNA-binding transcription factor activity, RNA polymerase II-specific; RNA polymerase II cis-regulatory region sequence-specific DNA binding
Source: RefSeq, a predicted model, not a curated record